Ascochyta rabiei is the source of this 1896-nucleotide messenger RNA. Its product is annotated as Subunit of the glycosylphosphatidylinositol transamidase complex-like protein. The coding region runs from base 1 to 1896 and encodes 631 amino acids. NCBI's taxonomy places the organism in Eukaryota, Fungi, Ascomycota, Dothideomycetes, Pleosporales, Didymellaceae. Gene Ontology annotation, cellular component: GPI-anchor transamidase complex. The transcript has 2 exons. The record is from RefSeq and is a predicted model, not a curated record. Gene Ontology annotation, biological process: attachment of GPI anchor to protein.
AUGGGGCUCCUGCACGCGCCGCACCGCCAACGACAGCUCGACGGCUCGACGGCUCGACGGCGCUCCCCCUCCUCCUCCCCCUCCUCCUCCUCCACGACACUCGACUCAGUCCCCUCCCUUGGCGCAGAGCGAGGCUGCCAUGCUGCGAUGCUCUCUCCCCUGCGCCUCCUCUUGCUGAGCGCUGCCGCCGCCUUCACGGCACGCGCGGCCGACUACCACGAGCAGCUCCUCCUCCGCCCGCUGCCCCUGGACACGCUGCUCGCGUCGUUCAACUUCCGCAGCAACGAGAGCCAGGCGGGGUUCGAGCAGCAGAACUUCCGCUACGUGCCGCGCUCGCUCGGCCAGAUUCUGCAGCACGCACACACCAAGGAGCUCCACCUGCGGUUCAGCGUGGGCAGAUGGGACGCCGAGAACUGGGGCCAGCGGCCGUGGCAGGGGGCGCGAGAGGGCGGGACGGGCGUCGAGCUGUGGGCCUGGGUGGAGGCCGAGAGCGAGGAGCAGGCCUUUGCUCGCUGGCUGACGCUCACCAACGCCCUGUCUGGCCUCUUCUGCGCCUCGAUCAACUUCAUCGAUGCCACAAAGACCAUCCGCCCCGUCAUGGCCUUCGCGCCCGAGGGCGACCACGCCAACGCGCCCAACCUCCACCUGUUGCACGGCACCCUGCCCCACGAGGUCGUCUGCACCGAGAACCUGACGCCCUUCCUCAAGCUGCUCCCCUGCAAGGCCAAGGCCGGCAUCUCGAGCCUGCUGGACGGACACAAGCUGUUUGACGCCUCCUUCCAGACCAUGGCCAUCGACGUGCGCCCCGUGUGUCACCUCGACAACGCCACCUGCUCGCUGGAGAUGGAGCAGUCGGUCGACAUGGUGCUGGACAUUGCCCGCUCCAAGAGGUCGCGCGCCAACCCCAUCCCCCGUCCGCUGCCCAUCCACCAGAUGGAGUGCGACACCGCCAAGCCCUACAGCGCCGACGACACCUGCUUCCCCCUGAACAAGGGCACCGAUCCCGGCUGGUCCCUGCACGAGCUCUUCGGCCGCCCGCUGAGGGGAUUGUGUCCGCUGACCGACGAGGGCCACGACAGUAGCAGUGUGUGCAUCAAUACCCCGCCAGAGCGCACCGUCGACGUCGACACUGCUGGCCACUUUACCGAGACGAGACGAGACUCGGACACGCUCCGCUGCUACGGGCUCGCAGCUGGCGCAGACUUCGACCUCGUCUUGCCGGAGCAGAAGAUGACGACAGGCCUGCUUCGCCCAGACCCACAGCUCUUCGCCGCCCGAUCCAUCAACGGACACGGACAGGAGCGUGGAAGCACCCAGGCCAUCAUCAAGAACCCUUCGGCUACGGACCAAGUCGACUUUGUCUACCUGGAGUCUCUGCCUUGGUUUAUGAAGCCAUACCUCCAUACGCUGCGUGCUCAGAUAGACACGUCCCCGGAGAGCCCCAUCAAGGAGACAUACUACAGGCCGGCGCUGGACAGACGACGCGGCACCCACCUCGAGCUGCGCAUGGUCAUCCCGCCGAGCUCCACCCUCACGCUCACGUACGAGUUCGAGAAGGCCAUCCUCCGCUACACCGAGUACCCGCCCGACGCCAAUCGAGGCUUCGAUGUUGCCCCGGCCGUCAUCCGCGUUCUCUCGCCGCAGCCUGCAGACAAGAAGGGCAUCUACGUCCGCACCACAUCGCUGCUGCUGCCCCUCCCAACGCCCGACUUCAGCAUGCCCUACAACGUCAUCAUCCUGACCAGCACAGUCAUGGCGCUCGGCUUCGGCAACAUCUUCAACCUGCUGGUGCGUCGCUUCGUGGGCGCUGACGAGGUGCCGGCCGCCGGUGGAAACCUGAAGGACAGGCUGUUGGCGAAGAUUGCCGGCAUCAAGCUGAGGCUUGGGCGGGCGUGA